This is a messenger RNA of Trichoderma reesei QM6a, 672 nucleotides long. Its product is annotated as EF-hand protein. Bases 1 to 672 code for a protein of 223 amino acids. The transcript is spliced from 4 exons. Lineage: Eukaryota; Fungi; Ascomycota; Sordariomycetes; Hypocreales; Hypocreaceae. The record is from RefSeq and is a predicted model, not a curated record. Gene Ontology annotation, molecular function: calcium ion binding.
AUGGCCUACAACCGACCCUACGAUCCGGAUGCUCUCCCCAGAAACCAGGCUCAGUGCCCCCUCCCCAGCAGAGAUACGACCAGCGACCCCCGCAGCCACACGCAGCACCACCCGGCAGCCACCUCGCGGCCGCCUCCGUCGCCCUCUAACGACACGACCGGCGCUGACCCGACACUGCUGCCCUUGUUCAGGGCCGUAGACAAGGAUGGCACCGGCCACCUCUCGGAAAAGGAGCUCUCCGCGGCCCUCGUCAACGGCGACUGGACCGCCUUCGACAUCCAGACGGUCCGCAUGAUGAUCCGCAUGUUCGACUCGGACCGCAGCGGCACCAUUGGCUUCCAGGAGUUCUGCGGCCUCUGGUCCUUCCUCGCCUCGUGGCGCACCCUCUUUGACCGCUUCGACGUCGACCGCAGCGGCAACAUCUCCCUGCCCGAGUUCACCGACGCCCUCAUCGCCUUCCGCUACCGCCUCAGCCCCCAGUUCGUCGAGCUGCUCUUCCGCACCUACGACAAGCGCGGCGAGGGCGUCAUGAGCUUUGAUCUCUUUGUCCAGGCGUGCAUCUCGCUGAAGCGCAUGACGGAUGUCUUUAAGCGGUACGAUGACGAUCGGGACGGUUAUAUCACGUUGAGCUUUGAGGACUUCUUGAGCGAGAUUUUGAAGCAGCUCAAGUAA